Paramisgurnus dabryanus is the source of this 3947-nucleotide messenger RNA. RefSeq names its product hexokinase domain containing 1 (gene hkdc1). Gene Ontology annotation, molecular function: D-glucose binding; ATP binding; fructokinase activity. Gene Ontology annotation, biological process: glucose metabolic process; intracellular glucose homeostasis; carbohydrate phosphorylation. Lineage: Eukaryota; Metazoa; Chordata; Actinopteri; Cypriniformes; Cobitidae. The record is from RefSeq and is a predicted model, not a curated record. Gene Ontology annotation, cellular component: cytosol; mitochondrion.
UCAAACACAUUGCCAGGAGAGAUUUGAGAGCAGAGAGGCUUGGGCAAGACCAUUAAUGAUUUAGCCGAGAAAGGGGAGGGAGAAGCAUAUGCUUGUGUAUGAAAUAAAGCUUUUGAGGAAAACUUGACGUGAGAAGCCUCUUGGAGUACAAGGGAGUUAGAUUAGAGAGAGGUGCUUUGUUUAAUUUUGAUGAUACUUUAAAAGUUUUUGAAAUACAAGGACACCAUCCGCUUCAGGAAGUCAAGAUGUUUGCGGUGCAUUUAUUGUCGUUUUAUUUCACAAAACUCCAGGAGGAUCAGAUUAAGAAGGUGGACAGAUAUCUGUAUGCAAUGCGCCUGUCUAAUGAUCAGCUGGUAGAUAUAUCGGCUCGGUUUCGUCUGGAGAUGGAGAAAGGACUAUCAAGUGAAAGCACUGCUGCUGCCACAGUGAAGAUGCUCCCAACUCACGUAUAUUCAACUCCUGAUGGCUCAGAACGGGGAGAAUUCCUCGCACUGGAUUUGGGAGGCUCAAAAUUCAAAGUACUACAGGUGAAGGUUUCAGAUAAUGGGAAGAGAAGCGUUCAGAUGGAAAGUGAAACGUAUCCGAUUCCUGAAGAGAUCAUGAACGGAAGAGGUUCAGAGCUUUUUGAGCAUGUGGCAGAAUCUUUGAAAGCUUUUCUACUGAAGCACCACGUUAACCAGAACAGAAAGCCUCUCGGCUUGACUUUUUCCUUCCCUUGUGCACAGUCUAAAAUAAAUGAGGGUGUUUUACUGUCAUGGUCAAAGAAUUUCAAGGCCAGAGGUGUUCAAGGGUCAAAUGUGGUGCAGUCAUUAAAAGAUGCAAUGAAUGAAGUUGGGGGUGUCAAUGUGGAUGUCCUAGCUAUAGUCAAUGAUACAGUUGGGACCAUGAUGACCUGUGGAUAUGAUGACCAUAACUGUGAAGUGGGAGUUAUUAUAGGUACCGGCACUAAUGCGUGUUACAUGGAGGAGAUGAGAUAUAUUGACAUGGUGGAGGGAGAUGAAGGCAGAAUGUGUAUCAACACUGAAUGGGGAGCAUUUGGAGAUGAUGGAGCGCUUGAUGACUUCAUCACAGAUUUUGACCGUGAAAUUGAUGCUGCCUCAAUUAAUCCAGGAAAACAGCUUUUUGAAAAGAUGAUCAGUGGAAUGUAUAUGGGAGAGCUUGUGAGACUGAUCCUGCUGAAGAUGGCCAAGAAGGGUUUGCUCUUUAAUGGCCAGGUCACGGAUGAUCUCCGAACCCAGGGGAAAUUUCACACCAGCUAUAUCUGCUCGAUUGAACAGUAUAAAAGUGGUUUGGAAAACACCAGGGACAUCCUAAAGCAACUAGGACUUAAUCCAUCAGAUGAUGACUGCAUCGCUGUCCAGCACGUCUGCACCAUUGUCUCCUUCAGAUCGGCUAAUCUGGUUGCCGCCGCCUUGGCUGCCAUUCUCACACGGAUCAGAGAAAACAAGAAGCUGAAGACCCUCAGGACCACUGUAGGAGUCGACGGGACGGUCUACAGAACACAUCCACAGUACCCCAAGAGACUUCAUAAAGUGGUCAGAUAUCUGGUACCUGAUUGUCAUGUGCGCUUUGUACUAUCAGAAAGUGGCAGCGCAAAAGGUGCUGCCAUGGUAACUGCAGUGGCACAGCGGUUAGCUGCACAGCGUCAGAAGGUCGAUGACACCCUGGCGGCUUUUGCGUUAGACUUCACGCAGCUCCAGGAAAUCAAGGAGAAGAUGCACGUUGAGUUGGAGCGAGGUUUAAAGAAAGAGACACACUCCACAGCUUCUGUCAAGAUGCUCCCGACAUAUGUUUACAGAACCCCAGAUGGGACAGAGAGAGGAAAGUUCCUCGCCCUGGAUCUCGGAGGAACCAACUUCCGUGUGUUGGUGGUUAAGUUACGUACUGGCAUACAUAAUUCUGUCCGGAUGUACAACAAGAUUUAUGCCAUCCCACUGGAAAUCAUGCAAGGCACCGGAGAGGAGCUGUUUGACCACAUAGUUCAGUGUAUCUCUGAUUUCCUGGACUACAUGGGUAUGAAGAACACAUGCUUACCUCUUGGCUUCACCUUCUCUUUCCCAUGCAGUCAAUCGGGUAUUGAUAAGGGAUCUUUAGUCAGCUGGACAAAAGGCUUCAAAGCAACAGACUGUGAGGGGACAGAUGUUGUGGAUUUGCUGAGAGAGGCCAUCAAAAGACGAAAUGAAUUUGACUUAGAUAUUGUUGCUCUAGUGAAUGACACAGUUGGCACAAUGAUGACAUGUGCAUAUGAGGACCCCAAAUGCCAGAUUGGUCUUAUUGCUGGAACGGGCAGUAACGUAUGUUACAUGGAAGAGAUGAAGAACAUUGAGUUUUUGGAUGGUGAUGAGGGGCAGAUGUGUAUAAACACAGAAUGGGGGGGUUUCGGGGAGAACGAAAAUAUUGAAGACAUCCGAACCAGAUACGACAGAGAGGUGGAUGAAGGAUCACUGAAUGUGGGAAAACAAAGGUUUGAGAAAAUGACCAGUGGGAUGUAUUUGGGAGAGAUUGUGAGGCAGAUCCUCAUUGACCUCACAAAACAAGGUCUUCUGUUUCGAGGUCGCAUCACAGAGAGAUUAAAGACCAAAGGCAUCUUUGAGACCAAGUUCCUCUCACAGAUUGAGAGUGACCGCUUGGCACUGCUGCAGGUGAGGAGUAUACUCCAGCAUCUGGGUUUGGACAGCACGUGUGAUGACAGUAUUAUUGUCAAAGAAGUGUGUGGAGCUGUUUCACGCCGGGCAGCUCAGCUCUGUGGAGCAGGCAUGGCUGCUGUUGUAGACAAAAUCAGAGAAAACCGUGGGCUGGAUCAUCUUGAGAUAACUGUAGGAGUGGAUGGUACACUUUACAAGUUACAUCCACACUUCUCCACAAUCUUGAAGGACACUGUCAGACAGCUCGCUCCUAAGUGUAAGGUGGAUUUUAUCUUAUCAGAGGAUGGCAGUGGAAAAGGGGCGGCUCUGAUCACAGCAGUUGCAAGGCAACACAAAGGAGAUAAGCAAGAUGUGCGCUAAACUCUGUUCACAGAAGUGUGUUCUUGUAUAAGAUGCUUUAUGCUGUUUUAUACGUAUUAUUUUAAUUCUGUGUACAUAAAAAUAAGUGCCUUUGUGGAUCUUGGCAUAAAGUGUUCAUUUUAUUAUUAUUAUUUUUCUUAGUAUUGUAUUAUUUUAAAUGGGAUGAUUAGUGCAAUAAAGUUUGCAUCACUACAAAAUGUUUCGGUCUCACAUUCGCAUCAUCCAGUUGUCUUAUAUCUACACUCACUGUCUCUUUGAAGGCCUUUCUGUCAUUCACUUUCCUUUUGUUCAGACUCAGUGAGCAGUUUUGCAUGAGCAGUCAGAAUGAAUGGUGCACAGAGGCCAAACCAGGGGGCGGUGGCCGUGUGCACAAGAAUGUCAUGACUGUAUUUAGUAUUUCAAUUUUGAAUUUGACAUGGAUCUUCUAAUCAAACAUAGCUGGCUUUGGAUUAUAAACCUACAUUUUUAGUUUAGAGAUGUUUUUACAAAUUUUAUGUCAGUACCAUGGGUAUAUCAUGUAUGUUGCAGAGUAAAUCAGUAUUUUUGUACUGAUUUAAUACAUUUAUGUGUAGUAACAAUUCCACAUUUCCAGCUGUCUUUGCUAAUUUAAGUUACAAUGGGAUUAGACAAAGCGAUUAAAGUCGGCCAGCCUCUGGUCCCAAAUCCUUAUGGAGAAGGAAUGGAAAGGUUUACUCACCAUAAUCCUUCCCUUUAAUGCUAACUAACUAGGCCUACAUCCCUGGAAUAGUAUGUUACAGCUGUAGCAAUAGAGACCAAUAGCAUGCACACUAAUACUUGCAUGCAAAAUCAUGCAUGCAUAUUUACAUAAAAGCCUAGACCAGGGUUGCCAGAUCUUGCAGAAAAAACAAACCAGACAACACUGGCUUGCAUGCAAUCAUCGUUUGGUUGUAUUAAAAUGCUCUACUAAAUUAUGCAAAUUAA